Molecule: messenger RNA, 891 nt
Organism: Mercenaria mercenaria
Lineage: Eukaryota; Metazoa; Mollusca; Bivalvia; Venerida; Veneridae
Exons: 4
Coding region: 397-807 (136 amino acids)
Source: RefSeq, a predicted model, not a curated record
AAUUUUGAUAUUUAAACUUGAUAAUGAUGCGUGUUUUACAGAAGUUGUUUUAUAUUUAAACAAUAUCAUAUGAAAUGAGAUGGUAAUUAUGAUAAAACAGUUGGUUGUAUUUGCGGAUUUACUAUCAUUUUUACAUCAUUAACUUUUGUUUGAAUUUUACCGUUAACUUAUAGUUCAAAGGUGAAAAAAAAAAGAUCUUAUCAUAAAAUAAGAUACAAUCCUAGCAAUAUUAGUAACAACAGAUCACACCUAAUUUACAUCAAAUUGAUGAAAUGAAAGAUAACACAAUGUAAAACAUUUAAAAGCUUGGUGAAAAUAUCUAAUUGUUAUAGACUGACUGAGGGAAUAUUAACUAGUGUUAGCAAUUAGAGAUACAGCGACAAUAAGAAUUUGAAAAUGGCAACCAACUUUAGUCUGAAUAUCGGUGAAGAUAUCUCACUUACACUAAUAGAAGAACAACUACUAGGAUGCAAAAUAAUAUAUAUUGAAAGGCAAAAGGUAACUAAGAAACAGAAAAUUGGAAUUGAUUUACAGACAGCUCAAACCAUGAUGGACCUUAGUGGAGAGGUUAAUGAAAUAGUGAACAAAUUUGGGGAUGGAAGUGUAAGUUUUAUCCGAUCAUAUGUAGUCAACAAAGAUGUUCAUAUGAAAAUAAGCACAUGCGGGUCUUCGAUCAACAUAGAUAUUAGAAGAUACAGUCUGAUCAAUGGAAACCUUGUUCCGAUGAAAGUCGGGGUUUCAGUGCCAGGAGUGUACUAUCUGGACUUCAUCAACGGACUCCUGGAAAUGAUUCAGGAAGCAGAAUAAUAUUAACAGAGGAAAUGACUCGCCAAAGACAACAUGUAUUUUCUUGUAAAAAUGUUGUAUAAAUAAAAUAUAUCAUUUUCAUUA